CCAUGAGAGGAAAAAAUUGGCUAACUCUUUGCGGAAAGCAGCUGUCAUUGUGAAACGAACCAUCUUUGUCAACUCUUACUUAUCUUCCUUUCCCCUUCUCCUUUAUCGCAACCACUUAAACAAAGCUUUUCACAGUCCCAUCAUCCAUGGCUCAUAAAAUCCUCCCCUGUUUCGCCGGCAGCGUUUAACCGGACCAUGGCGGAGCGGCCCAACAAGACGGCGGCGGCGGGAAUUGGAGUUCGGAAGCUUAAGAUUUUCCCUCAUGCUUCUAGCCUUGCCUCCGUCGAAUCCUUAUCUCUGCCUCUCGUCUCUGCUUUUUCUCUGUAUCUCCGCCGUUUUUCGAGCUCUCCGGCUGAAAUUAACGCUUUAUGGUCCGUGAUUCUUCAGGUUCAGGAAAUCGUGUUCGCGGCGGACAUUGGCUGCGCUGAAUGCCAGAAGAAAUUAGCGAAUAUUCUUGCCAAAAUGAACGAGUCUGUGGUGGUGAAUUUGCUGGACAAGAAAGUGAUACUGACUCGAAAAUUGCAGAUUCAAACAAGUAGAGUUUCAACGAUCAAGAGAUUGCUUGGUUCUUCUUUCUGAUAAUGGUGAAGAUAUUGUGAUAUAUAAUGGAAUAUUUUCAGUCACAUUCGUAGAUAAAUAAAGGAUCAUACUCUUUGUUGUUUACUUUCAGCGAUUAUUGUUUUUAUGAGAAUAUUAAAUAUUGGGUUCCGAAUGCAACAAAAUCAUCGUACAUUAAAAGAUGAUUUUGAUCGGAGUUGAAAACAUUUUAAAGGGGUGAGUCUUGCUGGAAAACAUGGCUCUGGCUCAAUGUAAUUACGGGUUUAAUCGAUUAAUGCUCCGUUUGUGU
This is a messenger RNA of Cucurbita moschata (crookneck pumpkin), 847 nucleotides long. RefSeq lists its product as uncharacterized. Bases 196 to 579 code for a protein of 127 amino acids. NCBI's taxonomy places the organism in Eukaryota, Viridiplantae, Streptophyta, Magnoliopsida, Cucurbitales, Cucurbitaceae. The record is from RefSeq and is a predicted model, not a curated record. The transcript has 2 exons. Gene Ontology annotation, molecular function: metal ion binding.